Clarias gariepinus (North African catfish) is the source of this 3016-nucleotide messenger RNA. It is a transcript of the gene frmd8, whose product is annotated as FERM domain containing 8. Gene Ontology annotation, cellular component: plasma membrane; cytoskeleton. Bases 110 to 1483 code for a protein of 457 amino acids. The record is from RefSeq and is a predicted model, not a curated record. Lineage: Eukaryota; Metazoa; Chordata; Actinopteri; Siluriformes; Clariidae. The transcript is spliced from 11 exons. Gene Ontology annotation, biological process: negative regulation of canonical Wnt signaling pathway.
UAGUUAGCCGGGUUAGCAGUGUGACUUGGCGCUGUUCCGCUGCAGCCCGAAACACACCUGCUGUUUACUGAGAAACCCGAGCUCUCUCCCAAACACCAAAACACCGCCGAUGGAGGGAGAUGAGUGUGAGUUCUCCACGGAGCCGUCUGAACCUUCUCGCUCAAACAGAGGAAGUGUUUCUUCAUCAGUCACCCGGGCCCAGGACGUGUUGGUGUACCUGGUGAGUGACGGGGCAGUGCAGGUGUGUGCAGAGAGCGUGGGCUGUGUGUGUGUGCAGGAGCUCGGCCGCAGUGUGAGAGACGCCCUCAACAUUCCCGAUUCUGCUCAGGACAUGUUCGCCUUCUGGCUGUGCUCACCUCUGCUGGAGCUGCAGUUGAAGCCGAAGCACCAGCCGUAUAAGUUGUGUCGUCAGUGGCAGGACCUGCUGUACCGCUUCACUACUGCACACACAGACGACAUCUCACUAGAUGAGCCGUGUCUGCAGUACAAGAGGAAUGUUUUUUACCCCAAAUCUAAAGAACUGCAGAUGGAGGAGGAGAGUGUGUUGCGGCUCCUGUACGAUGAGGCUAAAUUAAACAUCAUUGAGGGUCGGUACCCAUGUGACCCUGAGCACUGGAUCCGAUUGGCUGCUCUGUCCUGCGCUAUAGAGAUCGGGACAGGACUGGACGACCAGCAGCUCACCUCCGCUAUCAGAGAAAAGAAGCUGUCCUCACUGCUGCCAGCCCAUGUGGUGGGUGGGGUGGGGGCGGGGCUUCUCUCCACCCUGAGGCUGAGGGCGGGGCGUCGCGCUGAACUGGAACAGAGUCUACUGAAGGAAUACCACACACUGACCACGCCCACCGAGCCCCGCCUACUCCUUCUCCAGUACCUCAGCAUCUGCCACUCGCUGCCUUAUUACGGGUGUGCGUUCUUCGCGGGGGAGAUCGAUAAGCCGGCGGCAGGGCUGCUGCAGCGGGGGGGUCGUAAGGGGGUGAGUGUGGGGAUCAGUCUGGAGGGUGUGUACGUCAUCGACACCAAGGAGAAGCAUGUGCUCCUGGGUCUGCGGUUCUCUGAGCUGUCGUGGGAUCACACGUACCCCGACACUGAGGGAGACUCGCACAUCCUGUGGCUGGAGUUCGAUGGAGAGGAGGAGGGAACACCCGUCAAUAAAUUACUGAAGAUCUACUCGAAACAGGCGGAGCUGAUGAGCGGUCUGAUUGAGUUCUGUGUGGAGUUGCGCUCCGUUGGUGAAGCGGCCGCGUCCCAAAUGGCUUCGGCUCAGGUGGAGGGUGCGGAGGGGGCGAGGGGGCGGCGUGCAGGGAAAGUGCGCAGGCAGAACAGUGUAGUGUGCAGCAGAGUGCACACCCUGAGGACCAUCAGCUACGUGGACGACGGUAAAGAGAUAAAGCGUCUGAAACCGAAGAGAGCCGGGUCGUUCUUCAGCAAACAGACUCCUCCCACUUACACCGCUGUUCAGAUGAUGGAGAACUCGGAGCAGAGCUGAAACACUGCCCUGUGUCAAGUGGAGACCAAACACACACACACACACACACACACACACACACACCAUGGAGAUGAACUGAAGGGACAGACGCGCUCAACUAAGAUCACUGAACCUGUGAGAUGCUUCUCUUCUAUGCAAACAGCUUGAAACUACACAGAGAAUACACACACACACACACACACACACACACACGCCCACCAAAGUGCCAGUGUCUGACCUCUGUGUGCUCUCAAUUCACUGCUUCAUUAUCUCGUCACGCAGCGUCACUGCAGCAGCACUGAGGCAUGUAUGGAACACUCCGGCUCCGCCCACCGCUGCGUCCCAAACCGUGUUAAAUGCAGUUUCCUAGCACAUGGGCUGUGUCUCAAAUCGCCACAGUUCUUAUUAAAUAGUGAUAAACCUAGAAUAACCUCUUAAAGCAGAAGCUCGUUCCAGUCUAAUUGUACUUUUAUUUAGAAGCGGUCCAUCUCGGCUCAACACUGGACACACACUAACUCCACUCCUCUCUCACACACUCACAGGGGGACAAACGUCUGUGUGUGUUUAAUUUAAUAAUCCAGAGAGGUGGGCUGUGUCUCAAACUGUAUUAGUGCUUUUAAUGUUCUGACAUUUGUUAUGGGGAUUUGUUAAUUGAUUUGUGUUUCUUUGUUUGUUUGUUUGUUUUAUAUGAUGUAAUCCUGCAAGUCUUCGCGGUUUACGUUCCCAAACACACACUUGUGCACUUUGUAGUAACUGUAUAAAACAGUGUCAGAUGUGGAAGUCUGUAGUGGCAGCAGGGUGUAAUUUGGGACGUGACCGUUCAUUUCAUUCCAAAAAAAAAAAAAACCCGAAGAAGAAUGAUUUGUUUCUGUGAAGUCUACUUUCUGCACACACACCCGGUCCUGCGUGCUGCCCGAGUUCUUACAGAUUGUGUUGUUUUAAUGUUUACAGCCGGCCUCGUCACAGCUCCUGAAGGCUGAUCGUCCUUAUCCGUCUCAUCACCUGAGUGUGGAACGUCUGGCUGGACGGUGUGUGCGCGUGCGUAAACUCUCACCAUGAACUCGGCCUGAACCCCAUAUUAAUACACACACACGGCCGUUUCAGAGUUGUACACGCUCUUCUUCCCUGCUGAAAUCCUGUCUGUGUUAAUCACCUCAGCGGGACUUUUAUAUGAAAUUGUAAAUAUCUUUAUUUUGUUUUAAUUUAAAGACUCUCGUGACCAACGUAACCUGCUUCUGUAUUAAUGCUCUGUGUGUAUGUGAUAAUGAAGAGUUAUAUCUCUAAAUGUUCCAGUCAAAGACAUUAAACUGGAUGGAAUAUUCAUCAUUCGAACUCUCUUCAUCUUCAGUGCAGUGUUGUGAGGUUAUUUUACACAUCGUUUUUAGUUUUAUUUUAUUAAUUCCUGUCCAAAACAAUGCACUACUAAUACUAAUGACUGUAAUCUGAACCAAUCAUAUGCAGAAUUAUAACUCCUACACUUUGUACUAAUUUCAUGACUUGUAUCAGUGGAUUUUUAUAUGAAGAUUGAAAUAAACUUGCUUAUACUGCUUAUAA